Malassezia restricta is the source of this 648-nucleotide messenger RNA. RefSeq lists its product as uncharacterized. The record is from RefSeq and is a predicted model, not a curated record. The coding region runs from base 1 to 648 and encodes 215 amino acids. Lineage: Eukaryota; Fungi; Basidiomycota; Malasseziomycetes; Malasseziales; Malasseziaceae. The transcript has a single exon.
AUGUUCGUCGGGGGCCGCUACGGCCGGGCAUGGUGCGCCUGUGCGGUGCGCCAGCACAAAAGGGUCCACGUGAAUGGGCGCACCAAAGGCCACGCUGAUAUCAGCGCCGAGGCGCGGGCGCCAGCGCGGUGGUGCGCGGGGUUCCGGCAUGACCUGGUCGAAGCCCGUGAGCCAUAUCGGCACGACAUGCGGUGUGGUGGGCGCCUCGAGAAUGAGCCGCGAUACGCCCCACUUGAAGCGGCGCAGGCGUGUCGAGCGGCUCAGAUUGACCCUGCCCUCCGGGAAGAUGUGUACCCACGACCCCGCGCCCAGGCGCGUGAUCGCAUGAUUGAUAGCGGGUUGGUAGAUGCCCUGGCCCCGGAACACUUCCCAAGUCUGUCCGCGAUGGAAGAACCAGCGGCAGAGCUCGUUUUUGAAAAUAAUGUCACUGGCGCCCAGGCUCCAGCGCACGGUGCGCUCCUGCUGAAACAGCGAGCGGGGCAGCGUGCCCCACAUGAGCGGCUCGUCGAGCACGGAGAUGUGAUUCGCCAGGGACACGAUGCCGCGGCCUUCCGCGGCACGUUGCGGAUCCGUGAGAAGGCGCACGAACGCAUCGCUUCCCAGCACACGCACACGUCGGCACCCCAGCGCCAGAAACCGACGCGAUAG